GUACCAUACCGUAUUUAGUCAAAAAGUCGAAGCUCGCGACACCAGCCCAAGAGGCUUUUUUACUACUUGCAUUGCUGAAUUACCGGUACCGGUAAGGUUACGGUAGCAAUAUGGCGCUGGGUGAUUCUGAUCCGUUUGAUUACCUUUUCAAAAUCGUUUUGAUUGGUGAUGCAGGCGUUGGAAAAACCUGCAUUGUACAAAGGUUUAAGACUGGUACUUGGUUAGAAAUGCAGGGAAGCACCAUUGGCGUUGAUUUCUGUAUGAAAACGGUGGAAAUAGAUGGAAAGAAAAUAAAACUUCAGGUUUGGGAUACUGCCGGUCAAGAAAGAUUUCGCACAAUCACCCAAUCCUAUUAUCGCAGUGCUAAUGGAGUAUUAUGUGCAUUUGAUGUCACUCAGGAAUCGUCAUUUAAAAAUGUAUCUAGAUGGAUGGAAGAUAUACAAAAGUAUUGCUCUUCGGAUGUAACAAAAAUAUUAAUAGGAAACAAAACAGAUUUGAAAGAAGCUCGUGCUGUAGAUUCUAAUGAAGCUCAAAGUGUCGGUGAGUACUGGGGAAUGCUGGAAUAUAUUGAAACAUCUGCAAAAGACAAUUAUAACAUUGAAGGUGUUUUCCGACGAGUUGCCGCCGAAUUGUUAAUAAAACACUCUGAUUUAGAUUUGUCAGGUCAAGGGUCAAAUAUUGAUUUAAACUCGAAAACGAAAACAGUUCAUUCAUGGAAUACUUGCUGUUCAUAAAGCAAUGCUAAAUAUAAUGUGUAUGUCGAAUAUCAUGAUAUUUUAUAUUACUAGUUUGUUUAGUGGUAUAUGUCUAUGACAUCAUAGUGCAAUACAUAUUGCAUAACUGCUCUUGGCAGAUUUAAAUUCAUCCUAUCUAUCACAGUAACGUUCAUUGUAAAUUUUGGAUAUUUAGAAAAAUUACAUGCAGAUUAAAAUUACUCAAAAUCUUGUGGGAUUCAUGAUUUGUUUUAUUCAGAAAUGUUUCCUCACAUUUAAUACAUAGGUGUACUCCCAUAGUGUAUGUACCAGGUUAGGGUUAGGCCAUAAUUUUAUUCCAAUUUUCCCUAUUUUAGUUCUAUUACGAGUUUGAGGACUGUCUGUAUUGCCAAGUGAAUAUGCCCCCUGCCCGUAGGCUUCUUUCCCUUUACACAACUUGAUGUAAAGUAGGCGAAAAAAAUUAGUUGCCUCCAUAUUGGUACACACACUGGAGCGCCGGUGAAAGUAUGUUAUGUCUAUGCUCAAUAACAUUGAAAAUAGUUCAAAGUAAUUAUUGCCUAAUGUCAGUCUGCCUGUUUAUUUUCCAUUACACAGUAUUGAUUUUCAAUUGACCUUUUUUGUUUGUUUUGAAGCAUUGAAGCAGGAACUUAAUCAUCAAUUAUUAAA
Styela clava is the source of this 1379-nucleotide messenger RNA. RefSeq names its product ras-related protein Rab-43-like. The record is from RefSeq and is a predicted model, not a curated record. NCBI's taxonomy places the organism in Eukaryota, Metazoa, Chordata, Ascidiacea, Stolidobranchia, Styelidae. Gene Ontology annotation, molecular function: GTPase activity; GTP binding.